AUGCGUUCCAAAACAGCUUUGGCGCGGUGCGGCCCAGCCCCGUCGGCGCUGGCUGCGACUUUGCUCCUGCUCGGUAGCCUGUGCGGCGUCGCUGCCCAAGAAUGCGAGGACAAGCUGUUCUACGAUUCGCGCGAAGAUAUCCCGCGGCGCUUCCGCUGGAGCCUUGGUGACAUUUACGAGGACGCUGAGGCGCUUGAAGGCGCCGUGUCAGGGGCAGCAGUGGCAAUCCCGGAGAUGGAGAAGCAAAGGGGGCGUCUCGGCGACAGCGCGGAGUCCCUGUCCGCGGCUCUGGGCCUCAAAUUCGACCUUGAGGCCGAGGCGCAGAAAGCGAAGUAUUAUGUGACUUACCACCAGUCGGUCAACACAUCCUUUUACCAUGGGCCAGAAUUUUCCUCUGCGGCUGGGUCGGCUUCGUCCUUCGCGGAGCGUGUGGAGGAGGCGACGGCGUUCGUUUACCCCGAGAUCGCUGCACUGCCGCGAUCAAAGCUUGAGGCCUUCGUUGAAAACCCAUCGAUGGAGCCCUAUCGACAUCUGAUGGCGAACAUUGCGAGGACCAGGGCGCACAUCCUGUCCCCCCAAAUGGAGUUCCUGCUGGCGGGAGCCGACCGCCUGCUGGAGGCACCAAACGGGAUCGCCAACAGUCUGAAGAUCCAGGACAUAGAGUGGCCCAAGGUAGCCACAGAGGAUGGCAGCGGCGUGCAGGUGAUCCCGGGCCUCCAGAGGGUGUUCACCAGCAGCCCCGACCGCGGUGUUCGACGCGAGGGCCACCAGGCGCUUAUCCGGACGUACGACCAGUUCGGCCACACUCUCUCAGCUGCGCUGGCCAGUCAUAUGGAAGGCCAGGCGUGGGUGACUAAGGCCAGGGGAUACAACACGACCUUGGAGAGGAGAUUGGACGAAGUCAACGUUCCAAUGCAGGUGGUCCGCACGAUGGUGGAGUCCGUUCGCAACAACACCGCGGCUGUGCACAGCUACGUCGCGCUACGGAAGAGGGAGCUUGGCGUUGAGCAGCUGCACACAUACGACACCGACGUGCCCCUCGGCAUCCAGGGAAGGAAAAGAUACUGCUAUGAAGAAGCCGCGGACCUGGCACUGCAGUUUUUUCGGGAAGUUUACGGCGAGGAGUAUGCUCGUGUGGCAGAGACGGCUGUUGACAACCGAUGGGUGGAUGUCUUCGCCAAUAGUGGAAAAAUGGGCGGGGCGUACGUGUCCUGGAUCUACGGGGUUCACCCAUACAUGCUGCUGAACUGGGAAGGCACAAUCAGGGACGUCAGCAUUUUGGUUCACGAGUUGGGGCAUGUUGUGCACGUUCACCUCAGCAACGCUAACCAACCCUACCACUACUCGGCGGAGUUUGUGCCAGCGUUUCUGCACGAGGUGGCAGGUGUGAUCAACGAGAACCUCUUCCAAGAAUGGGCGAUGAACAGGACUGAAGACCCAGAGGAGAAGAUACUCCUGCUUAACGAGGGGAUUCAGAGCCUGUCGAGAGUUCUGAUCAGGAGGAUCCUCAUGCAUGAAUUCGAGGAGACGCUGUACCAGACAAUUGAGGGCGGCGGGUUCCUGAGCAAGCCUGGCAUGACCACCUUGUUUCUCGACCUCCACAGGCAGUACUACGGUCCAGACUUGGUGCUCGACGACGCCUACGGCAUGUUCUUCGCCAACAUACCGCACUUCUAUGCGACAUACUACCUGUGGGUAUACUCUACGAGCUAUGCAGCUGGAGAGGCCAUGGCCUCCCGAAUCCGCAGGGGAGAUCAGGGAGCUGCGGGCGAUUACAUCAAGAUGCUGAAGCUGGGAAGCAGCGUGUAUCCAUUGGAAGCUUUGCAGACUGCCGGGGUCGACCUUCUUGACCCUUCCGUCAUUGGCUUGGCCAUGAUGCGCUAUCAGAACCUGACAAGACGAUUGGCGACUGAACUGGGCAUGGGCGAACAGCCAUAA
Ostreobium quekettii is the source of this 1938-nucleotide messenger RNA. The record is from the annotation of a GenBank genome assembly. NCBI's taxonomy places the organism in Eukaryota, Viridiplantae, Chlorophyta, Ulvophyceae, Bryopsidales, Ostreobiaceae.